AUGGUUCAGUGUGAGCCGGUCACGCCUUUGGAUGGACGCUGCUCCACGGUUCAGGCUGCUCCCAGCACAGCCAUGACGGGCCAGAGCCAGGAGCCAGAGCUGGAUGAACCGCAGCGCUGUUCUGUAGAUGAGGAGGGGGACGAGGAAGAGGAGGGAGACCACGUGCACGUGUCUGUUGAAAAAGAGGAGCUGGGGCAGGAGCAUGAUCUGGACCUGGAGAAAGAGGAGAAGGAGGAGCUGCCUUACCCGUCUCUGGCCCCUGUGGUCCUGCUGGCGCUAACCCAGCACAGCCCGCCCCGUUCCUGGUGCCUGCGAGCCGUCUGCCACCCAUAUCCUUCGCUUUAA
Messenger RNA from Knipowitschia caucasica, 345 nucleotides. Lineage: Eukaryota; Metazoa; Chordata; Actinopteri; Gobiiformes; Gobiidae. The record is from the annotation of a GenBank genome assembly.